AUGGCGGCCGGCUGUCAGAAAGCUGUGAAGAGUAAUCACCGAAGUAUAUGGUACAAUCUCGGGACCCUGUACCUCUUCACUAAAGGCGACCUCAAAUCCAUCGUCGUGCCACAGUCCGUUUUCGCAAUUUCUGUGGUUUUCUCCAGCGCAGGCCUCGUUGAUACAGCAUAUGAUUUCAACCUAUGGUGCACUCUGAGUCGAAUACCGUUGAUGGUGUUCUGGCUGUGGAUAAACCUACUUGUUGAAGAUAUCUCCAACCAGAGACUCCCAGAUUCGAUAGCCGAAGACAUUGUCAACAAGCCUUGGCGGCCUAUACCUUCUGGACGACUAUCUGGGGAAGAAGCGCAGCAGGUCCUCAGGACUGUCAUACCUGUGUCCCUUGUUAUCAGCGCGCUGCUACAGAGCUUCGAGCCCAGCGUCACCUUUAUGACGCUGGUCUGGCUAUACAACGAUCUGGAUGGCGCCGGCGCAGGCCCGCUACAACGCAACAUGUUGAACGCCGCUGCCCUUGCUUGCUUUGGCUGGGGGGCUCUCACGAGUUUAUCAGGGUCAAGCAAGGACGUGGGAUGCAAUGCCGUGCUGAUUUCUUGGAUCGCUAUAACAGCUGCGAUUGUCAUGACGACGAUACAUGCACAGGACUUUCCUGAUGUGGCUGGUGACAAGGUUCGAGGACGAAAGACUAUCCCACUCGUAUUCAAUGAGGCUUGGGCGCGAGGAACUCUUGCUGGGCUCGUUCUUUUCUGGUCGAUAGUGUGUCUGCGCUUCUGGAACGUGAGCUCCACGCUGGCUUGGAUGGCAGUGCUCGGGAUUGGAGUGACCAUGUCACUCAAGACUACGUUAAACCGGACGCAAUCAUCUGACAAGAUUGUAUGGAAGCUGUGGUGUUUCUGGAUCACUUCUGUAUAUCUCCUGCCGCUUUUCAGCACAGGUCCUUCUUUUUAG
This is a messenger RNA of Diaporthe citri, 942 nucleotides long. RefSeq lists its product as uncharacterized. Gene Ontology annotation, cellular component: membrane. NCBI's taxonomy places the organism in Eukaryota, Fungi, Ascomycota, Sordariomycetes, Diaporthales, Diaporthaceae. The record is from RefSeq and is a predicted model, not a curated record. Gene Ontology annotation, molecular function: transferase activity, transferring alkyl or aryl (other than methyl) groups. The transcript has 2 exons. The coding region runs from base 1 to 942 and encodes 313 amino acids.